Messenger RNA from Uloborus diversus, 1117 nucleotides. RefSeq names its product peroxisome biogenesis factor 10-like. Gene Ontology annotation, cellular component: peroxisomal membrane. Gene Ontology annotation, molecular function: zinc ion binding. The coding region runs from base 138 to 1043 and encodes 301 amino acids. The record is from RefSeq and is a predicted model, not a curated record. Gene Ontology annotation, biological process: protein import into peroxisome matrix. The transcript has 7 exons. NCBI's taxonomy places the organism in Eukaryota, Metazoa, Arthropoda, Arachnida, Araneae, Uloboridae.
AGCUUUGGCAUAUAAUGAUUUAAAUAUUUGUUUGUAUCAUUGAUAUUUUUUUAUUCUUUUUAUUAUUUAUUACUUUUUUAUUGGCUGCAAGGCAAGCAUCCAUUACGUCACCAUUUGUUUAUAUUCUUGAUUUUGACAUGUGUGCUCUGAAAAAAAAGCCACAGGUUGCUGGCCAGCCAGAAAUAUUACGUUCAUUUCAAAAAGAUGAAGAAUAUAUUCAUUCCUUGAGAAGUGCAAUUUCUGAUCUUGUUCAAAAACUUACAGGCAUACCCUUUUGGAUCAAAUGGAAGGAUUUCAUUGACACAUCAUCUGAUUUUUUAUUUUUUAGUCUGACUACAUUGUCUGGUUUUCAAACUUUGGGAGAAGAAUAUGUGAAUGUAAUUCAAGUUGAUAAAACUUUAAGAACAAUUCCUUCAAAGACGAAAAGGUUCAUAGAUGUCUUUACAAAAACUUUUGGACACUACCUGUUGCUACGGUUCCAAAAAUGGAUUGAAAGUCAUCCUAGUUUAUCAUCUGAAACUAUCAUGAAAUGUGAUCCUGAUUCACUACUUCCAAAAAUUGUGCCUUAUCUGCCAAUCGUGUUCAGAGCUCUGACUGUUGUGCAACGAUUGCAUUUAAUUGCAUUUUACUUGAAUGGAACCUACUAUGACUUUUCAAAGCGAAUAACUGGCAUAAAAUUUGUUGUUAUUCGACGAUGGCUGACUAAUCCAGAGUACCAGAAGCCGUUCAAAUUGCUUGGAUGGCUAGCUGCUUCACAACUGCUCAUUAGUUUGUUUCUUGCUGCAUACUCUGUUCAUAUUCAAAGAACAGCAUUAUCUUUAACAGGAUCAAAAACACUGCCUUCAACUGCAGUGGAGACUGUUACACCAGAAAAACAGUGCCCUCUCUGUUUGGAAAAUAGAAAGCAUAGUACAGCAAUACCUUGUGGACAUAUGUUUUGUUGGUCUUGCAUUACUUCAUGGAUGCAAAACAAGGAGGAGUGUCCAUUGUGUAGAGAAAAGUUUUCUCCAUCAAAACUCCUGCUUUUGCAGAAUUAUCAUUGAUGGUUUAUCGUGCUUACAGUUGUGAUAAAAAUGUUGUCAGUUAAUAUGUAUAUACAUAAAUAAAAUAUUUUAAU